This is a messenger RNA of Linum trigynum, 1283 nucleotides long. The record is from the annotation of a GenBank genome assembly. Lineage: Eukaryota; Viridiplantae; Streptophyta; Magnoliopsida; Malpighiales; Linaceae.
GAGCUUCUUCUCUCUCGCAAACCCUAGCAGAAACGUUUUACCUUCUCUUCCGCAGCGCCGUGCAGUCUUCUCUCGCCGGUCUCUCUCUCUGCUCUCAUCAACGUAAGUCUCUCAUCGUCCCCGGUCCGAUCUCCAGUAACUGUUUCUUUCGUCCUCUGAUCGUUUUUUCUUUCUGAUCUGCUGGCAGAAGCCAGAAACAAUGUCGUUCGGAGAGGUAGCUUGCAGUUACGCCGUGAUGAUUCUCCACGACGAUGGCAUCCCCAUCACGGCGGAGAAAAUUAGCGCAUUGGUUAAGGCCGCGAAUGUGAACGUUGAGUCUUACUGGCCAAGCCUGUUCGCCAAGUUGGCCGAGAAGCGAAAUGUUGACGACCUUAUCAUGAAUGUUGGCGCUGGUGGUGGCGGUGCUGUUGCCGUUGCUGCUCCUGCUGGUGGAGCUGCUGCACCUGCUGCUGCCGCCCCUGCAGCUGAGGAGAAGAAGGAGGAGGCCAAAGAAGAGAGUGACGACGACAUGGGUUUCUCCCUCUUUGAUUAGAAAGAAGAAAGCUAUCAUCUACCGGCUGCUGCCAUAAUCGUGUUCUGUUAUGUCCCCAAGUUUUGAUUAAGUGUAGUUAUUUAAUUCCCAAUUCGGAUUGCAACAAAAUUUUAUGUUCUGGAAUUGGGAGCUUUUUCAAAGAUUUACUAUAAUACACUACUGGUUUCGGUGAUUUGGUGAGAAUACUAAAUGCCUGAGACUUUAUGUUUCUGUUUGUGCCUCUUAUAUCAUGUAUAUGAUUAUGGUUUCUGCACCUGUUUUUUUUUUUUUUUGUUCUCCUGUGCGCGGUUGCUAGUCUAGACCUUUUAGCUGAAGGAGGCACCCUUUUUCGUGUUUGAUCGAAUAGAAUCGAGCAACCAUUGGUUGUUACGUGUGUGAUAUCGUUGGUGUUCUUAUGUUGCUAUUGACAGUAGCUGAUUCCUAAUUGUGAGUUUGCUGUGGUGCUGCCACAGCAGAGCUACUGUUAGGUUCGAGCAUGGCUGCUCCUGCUGCAAAUCCUAGAUGUGCUGAUAUGUCUGUGCUUGACAUAUGGGGUAGUUCUCUGAACAAGCUGUAGUCUGUGUAUAUUUUGCUGUGAUCUUUAGUCUUGAUACAGGUUGUAAAUCUCACUUCUAAUAUUUGCAUGAUCUUUCAACUUCAACCACAGUUUUCAGAGAUGCUGCCAGGCCCUAUCAACAAUGUUGCUGCCUGAACCUUUUAAAUGGAACUGUCACUUGAAUGGAAAAAUAGAAAAUAUAUUUCGGCUCCGAAU